Acanthosepion pharaonis is the source of this 1314-nucleotide messenger RNA. The record is from the annotation of a GenBank genome assembly. Lineage: Eukaryota; Metazoa; Mollusca; Cephalopoda; Sepiida; Sepiidae.
AUGUAUAAUUUUCCAUCUAUCUAUCUAUCUAUCUAUCUAUCUAUCUAUCUAUCUAUUUUACUCUAUUCAUAUCUAUCUAGCUAUUGUAAUCUAUCUAUCUAUCUAAGUUUAUUCAUAUCUAUCUAUCUAUCUAUUUAUCUAUCUAUUUUACUCUGUUUAUAUCUAUCUAUCUAUCUAUCUAUCUAUCUAUCUAUAUAUAUAUAUAUAUAUAUAUAUAUAUAUAUAUUGCAGUCUCUGCAUAUCUAUCUAUCUAUCUAUCUAUCUAUCUAUCUAUCUAGAUCUGUUCAUAUCUAUCUAUCUAUCUUCCACACACACAUAGACCGUGAGCAUGAGCGUCGCUUCAAUGCUCCUGCAUGUAAUGAAGUCGCCGCAGUCAUCCACGGUAAUGAACAUAACAGUCGUGACAUUGUCAUAAGGGAGGGUGAAUUUAACCACUUGCACAGGUGCCGUCAACUAUUUCUUCAAUUCGCUGUUGACAUGGCUGCAAAAAUGGAGUUGGAGAGGUUAGGAUUCAUCAAGUUAAACCAAUCCAAACUUCGAACCGACUCCUAUAUUCCCCUUCGUGAUGGUCUGCGUUCUGAUGGUGACCCACGCAAUCUCGGCAAACCGUAUAUUUUCCCUUCCUCUUACACUGGUGGCCCUCGAUACAUGCAUGAAAGGACACAAGACGCAAUGACCUAUGUCCGUCAUUACGGGAGGCCUGAUUUGUUCGUCACGGUCACGUGCAAUCCGAAAUGGGUUGAAAUCACACGCGAACUUUUUCCAGGUCAGCUGUACUCCCACCGUCCUGACCUAAUUGCCCGCGUUUUCCGGUUACAGCUGUGUAAGCUUAUGGAUUUAAUCCUUAAAGGUCAAGUCUUCGGACGCGUGUCAUAUCUAUACAGUGGAAUGGCAGAAACGCGGUUUGCCUCAUGUCCACAUUCUGCUGUGAUCUUUUCUUCUUUUUUUUCUUUCUUUCUUCAUGUACCCAUUCUUUUCUUCAUUAUUCAUUUUGAAUAUUUUUUCACUCAUUCUUUCUUUACUUUUUUUUUUGCUUAUUUCAUGAUUGCCUUCCCGCCUCCUUCACACAUCUCUCUUGCUCUGUUGCUCCACCAUUUUAUUUUUUUGAAUUUCCGAAUUUUCUUGGCAUUGCUCGCUCUUUUUCUUAAUCAGUCUUUGUUUUCUUUUUCUCUUUUUUUUUCUAUUUUUUGUUCAAUUUGUUUUCUUUUCUUCUUACGUUUUCUGCCUUUUUAUAUAUUCUUUCUUUUCCUCUUCAUUUUCUGUCUUACAUCAUUUUCCUCUUUUAUUUCAGUUUCCGUGCUCUCUUCAAUUUGA